This is a messenger RNA of Anopheles nili, 2631 nucleotides long. RefSeq names its product protein pygopus-like. The transcript is spliced from 2 exons. Bases 1 to 2631 code for a protein of 876 amino acids. NCBI's taxonomy places the organism in Eukaryota, Metazoa, Arthropoda, Insecta, Diptera, Culicidae. The record is from RefSeq and is a predicted model, not a curated record.
AUGACACACAACCUGGGCAUGGCGUCGUAUCGGCUACCAGGACCCGGACUCUGUCCACCAGAUUUCAAGUCACCCUCGGAAUCCCCCCAGCUGCCCAUCUCCGCGCCGAGCAACCCGAAAAAGCGAAGAAAAACGUCCAAUGUCGCGAACUCGAAUGCGGUCGCGUCACAGCCCACGCCAACGCCAUCCCCGCAGGACCUGUUACCGCCACCACCGACGGGUUACGGUGACACGAUAGUGGCGUCGAAUCCGUUCGACGACACGCCACCACCGACGCCCGCCUCGCACAUGAGCCACAUGGGACAUCCGCACGGCGGUGGCCACGGACCGGGCCCUGGAAUGAUGGGUCAUCUUGGUGGCGGUGCGAUGGGCCACGGUGGUCCGAUGGGUCCGAUGAACCACAUGGGACCGAUGCACGGAGGAGCGCACCAUAUGGGUCCGGGACCGAUGGGUGGCCAUCCGCACGGGCCCCCACAUGGUGGUCCGAUGGGUGGACCGGGACCGCAUGGAGGCGGCAUGCCGCACGGGAUGCCCCACGGUAUGGGACCACACGGACCGGGUCACGGAUCGCCACAUCCGGGCAUGGGCCCGGGUGGUCCACCUCAUGGGCCACCGGGGAUGGGAGGCCCGGGACCGGGUGGACCGCAGGGGCCACCGAUGCGGGGUAUGAGCCCGAUGGGUAUGGGCAGCCCGAUGGGUCACCACGGUCACCCGGGCAUGCACAUGAACUCCGGAAUGGGCCAGAUGGGUGGCAUGCCGCACGGGAUGCAGCGCGGUGGUAUGAGCCCGAUGGGACCCUCGAUGGGGCCGGGCGCGCAAAUGGGAGGUCUCAGUCCGAUGGGCGGUGCCAUGAACCAAAGCAUGUCGCCGAUGGGUCCGAUGGGAGGAAUGUCUCCGAUGAGCCAGCAGCAGCAGCAACAGCAACAGCAGCAGCAACAACAGCAGCAGCAACAGCAGAUGAACAGCAAAUCCGUCGGAAGUCCUAUGAGCGGCGGCAACAUCGGUAGCCCGAUGAAUUCGGUACCCGGGAUGGGAUCACCGCAUGCGGCCGGUCAGGGUGCUGGUGGCAUGCUCGGUAGCCCCAUGAACACGAGUGGUGGCCACAUGAACAACGGUCCGAUGGGCCCACCCAUGAACAGUCCACUCGGAAACGGACCACCGAAUCACGUGCCACUCGGACCGAACUCGGCUGGACACAGUCAAACGCCCCAGCCGGUGUCCGCAGCGAACGUGACCGUUGGGGGACAAACGUCACCGAACGUGGUGGUAAGCGGGGCGCCCGGUGUCGGCAUGAACAGUAGUAAUAGUAGGAUGAACUUACCGAACGGUGCAAUGACAAAUCAGCAAUCAGGGAACCUAAAUCAAUUACCUCAUCAACUCGGACCCAUGGGUGCGAACCAGCAGCAGCAGCAGCAGCAGCAGGGAGGACCGCAAGGACCUCAAGGAGGCUUGCCACAGCAGAACAGUAGUCAGGGAGCUAGCAAUCAACCCGGCGGCAACCAGGGUCCCUCGCCGCAGGGCGGUCCGCCGGGCAGUCAACAGUCGUCGCAACAGUCACAACCACUUCAGCCUCAUCCGCCACCGCACGGAGGCGGCCAGCAGGGGCAGCUGCCCUUGCCACAACAGUCACCUCACGCGCAACACAAUCCGGGUGGUCCCGGGAGUGGCGGGCCGGGCCCUGGUCCGGGUCAGCAGCAGCAAAUGAACCCGAUGGUGGGACCUGGCGGUGGUGGCCCACCGAUGGGUAACAGCAUGGGCGGUCCGAUGGGUGGUGGCGGUGGUAUGAUGGGUGGACCCGGUGGACCUGGAGGUCCUGCGAAUUCGAUGGGUGGCAUGAAUCAUCACCCGCACCAUCAUCAUCAUCAUCAUGCGGGGAACCAUCAGCAGGCCGGCAAUCCGCACAUGUCUCCGGGGAUGGGGACGAACAACAUGCACCACCACAUGGGUGGCGGUGGUGGAGGUGGAGGUGGGGGUGGUGGCAUUAUGUCCCCGCACGGGAACAUGCCUCCCGGUGGUGGUGGUGGUGGCGGUCAUAGGCCACCGAUGCACGGUGGCAUGGGAGGUGGUAUGGGAGGUCCUGGCGGUAUGAUGGGUGGCCCACCGAUGGGCGGACCGAUGGGUGGCCAUAUGGGUGGUGGAAUGGGUGGAGGCGGUAUGAUGAGCGGAAGUCCGAUGCAAUCGCCGCACAUGAUGGGCGGCGGCGGACCGGGUGGACCGAUGGGCGGCGGUGGGCCAAUGGGUGGAGGGCCAAUGGGAGGACCGAUGGGAGGGCUGGGACCACCGGGUAAUGGACCGAAUGGACCGAACCAUCAUCACCAUAUGGGCAUGUUUGGCCCGAAACCGAUGCCUGUCACCUCCGGGAAGCUUUAUCCUCCCGACCAGUCGAAGGUGUUUAACCCGCAAAACCCGAACGCUCCGCCGAUCUAUCCCUGCGGUGGCUGCCACAAGGAGGUGCACGACAACGACCAGGGCAUCCUGUGCGAAUCGGGGUGUAAUUUUUGGUUUCAUCGGACGUGCAGUGGACUGACGGAGGCGGCCUUCAACUUCAUACACGCGGAGGUGUACGCCGAGUGGUGCUGCGAUAAGUGUCUCAACUCCAAAAACAUACCGCUGGUCAAGUUCAAACCGUAG